Exophiala spinifera is the source of this 897-nucleotide messenger RNA. RefSeq lists its product as uncharacterized. Bases 1 to 897 code for a protein of 298 amino acids. The record is from RefSeq and is a predicted model, not a curated record. Gene Ontology annotation, molecular function: monoatomic ion channel activity. Gene Ontology annotation, biological process: monoatomic ion transport. Gene Ontology annotation, cellular component: plasma membrane; endoplasmic reticulum. Lineage: Eukaryota; Fungi; Ascomycota; Eurotiomycetes; Chaetothyriales; Herpotrichiellaceae. The transcript is spliced from 5 exons.
AUGCUUGUGCAUCCAGACAUGCUCACGGCGUUGACUCCCACCUCUUCGGUGGCUCCCCUUCCAACAGUCAUCCCAAACCCCGUCAUCACGGUCGAGGCCGGUGAUGUCGGCAGGAGAACUCUCUGGGUUGUUGUCGUCCUUAUGGGCCUCUCCUCUCUUGCCUUCUAUGGCAUGGCUUUCCGUGUGCCUGUGCAAAAACGCCUCUUCCAUAUCCUCACUUCAUUCAUCACCACCUUUGCCUUUCUCUCCUACUUUGCCAUGGCUACCGGUGACGGUGUCAGCUACAAUACCUAUACCGAGACCAUUCACCACAAGAAGGUCCCAAAUACCUACCAGCCCUACCAGAGAGAGAUCUACUAUGCACGCUACAUUGAUUGGGCCAUCACAACUCCUCUCCUCUUGCUCGACUUGUCCCUUCUUGCUGGUCUGAGUGGUGCCAACAUCUUGGUUGCAGUUGUUGCCGAUGUCAUAAUGGUGUUGACGGGAUUGUUCGCUUCAUUCGGCAGCAAGAGCAGCCAGACCUGGGGAUGGUAUGCCUGGGCCUGCAUUGCCUACCUCGUGGUCGUCUACCAAUUGGCCUUCAAUGGGCGCACGGCGGUUGCCAACAAGGACAGCAAGACCAAGGCCUUCUACGCUUCUAUUGCCGGUUUCACCCUUAUUCUGUGGACCAUUUACCCAAUCGUUUGGGCUCUGUCUGAGGGCAGUCACGUCAUCAACGUGAACCAGGAAAUCAUUGCCUACGCCGUUCUAGACGUGCUUGCCAAACCGGUCUUUGGUUUCUGGCUCUUGUUCACCCAUGAUGGCAUGGCGAGCACUUCUCCAUCUCUUGAGGGCUUCUGGUCUCAAGGCUUUGGCAGCCAGGGAACUCUGCGAGUGGGUGACGAUGAUGAAGCAUAA